AACAUGGUGCGAAUUCCACGCCCCCGCCGCUUUUCCACCGGCGCAACCUCCGACACCUCAUCCUCCACGUCACCGGAACGGGGCGCCGACGACGACAAUGACUCCAUCAUGAUUAACCCCAACGAUUCCAUCUCCUCGCUCGCCGCAUCGGUCGAGCACGACCGCGACGCCGACAUGGAGGAUCGCCGCCCCCUCGCUCCCAUCGAAGCCCUCCCCGCCGAGCUGAUGAUCGCAAUCUUCGCCCGCCUGUCCUCCUCGCCGCAGGACCUGCGCAGCUGCAUGCUCGUGAGUCGCGACUGGGCGCGGAACAGCGUGGCCUUGCUCUGGCACCGACCGCAGACCAACAAUUGGAAGAGCUUGCAGACCGUAGUGCGGACCAUCUCCAAUAAGUCCACCUUCGACUAUCCGCAGCUCGUCCGGCGCCUGAACCUCUCCACGUUGAAUAAUCAGGUUAGCGAUGGCACGUUGAUGGCGUUUCGGGAAUGUAAGCGCAUCGAACGCUUGACCUUGACCAACUGCACCCGCCUGUCGGACCAGAGCGUCAAACCCAUGAUUGUGGGGAAUCGGAGCCUGCUGGCGCUCGAUGUCACGGGGCUGGAGGGAAUCUCAUCAGACACGAUGCUUGAGGUGGCGAAGAACUGCUAUCGACUUCAAGGACUCAAUAUCACGAACUGUCGCCUCGUCACUGAUGAGGGUCUUGAAGCCAUCGCUCGUAGCUGUCGACAUAUCAAGCGUCUCAAGUUUAAUGGCUGCAACCAAAUCACAAGCAAGGCUGUUCUAGAGUUUGCGGCCGCCGCCCAAUAUCUGCUCGAGAUUGACCUCCACUGUGUCCACCUCCUUGAAGACGAUGCCGUCACUGCACUGCUGUCAAAUGGCAACCAGCUCCGCGAACUGCGUCUUUCCCACUGCUCUCGCAUUACGGAUGCCGCCUUUCUCAACCUUCCGACCAAUGCUCAGUACGAGUCCCUCCGCAUCCUCGACCUGACGGACUGCAUCGAAUUGCAGGAUGCCGGUGUCCAGCGCAUCGUGACCGCCGCGCCCCGACUCCGGAACCUGGUGCUCGCCAAAUGCCGACAACUGACCGAUCGCGCCGUAAUCGCGAUCACGAGAUUGGGCAAGAAUCUACACUACAUCCACCUCGGCCACUGCGCACGCAUCACCGAUGCCGGUGUGCUUCAAUUGGUCAAACUCUGCAAUCGGAUCCGCUACAUUGACCUGGCCUGCUGCAGCCAACUCACCGAUCAAAGUGUGCACAUGCUGGCGACCCUCCCGAAACUCAAGCGGAUCGGGUUGGUGAAGUGUGAUAACAUCACGGAUCGAAGUAUCUACGCGCUGGCGAAACCGAGAAACGCGGGAAAUGCUCCGAAUAUUCCACCGCUCUAUGCACAAGCAAAUUUCAUCCCUGGGUAUAAUACUCAAAAUGCGAUGAGCGGGGCUACACCUAGCAGUUUGGAGCGAGUUCAUUUGAGCUACUGUCGGAAUCUGACGCUUAAUGGCAUCCACGCUCUCCUCAACAAUUGCCCUCGUCUCACCCAUCUGUCCCUUACAGGCGUCCAGGCAUUCUUGAGAGAUGAUCUUCUCCGCUUCUGCCGUGCAGCUCCUCCAGAAUUCAACGAGCACCAGCGCAACCUGUUUUGCGUUUUCUCCGGCCAUGGCGUCAAGGAUCUUCGCACCUUUCUGAAU
Molecule: messenger RNA, 1683 nt
Organism: Eremomyces bilateralis CBS 781.70
Lineage: Eukaryota; Fungi; Ascomycota; Dothideomycetes; Eremomycetales; Eremomycetaceae
Product: RNI-like protein
Exons: 4
Molecular function (GO): protein binding
Source: RefSeq, a predicted model, not a curated record